This is a messenger RNA of Pseudoliparis swirei, 7518 nucleotides long. RefSeq names its product erythrocyte membrane protein band 4.1 like 2 (gene epb41l2). The transcript is spliced from 24 exons. NCBI's taxonomy places the organism in Eukaryota, Metazoa, Chordata, Actinopteri, Perciformes, Liparidae. Gene Ontology annotation, biological process: cortical actin cytoskeleton organization. Bases 1026 to 4103 code for a protein of 1025 amino acids. Gene Ontology annotation, molecular function: structural molecule activity; actin binding. Gene Ontology annotation, cellular component: plasma membrane; cytoskeleton. The record is from RefSeq and is a predicted model, not a curated record.
GCUGAGAGGUUUUACAGGAGGUGCAGAGACACAUCUGAGAAGAGAGAGAGAUAUUUUAGAUAAAGCUGAUUAGGUCAAGACUUAAUCUCAGUGUGGGAACUAUUUCUCCAAUAUGGGACUUUUGACAAUCAGGUAUGCCUUUCUGACUUUCUUUGCUUUUCUUUUUCUUCUUCUCUUACGUCAUAUAGAUCUGGAACAAGCAUAACAUAAAAAAAUGAGCAAGAUGACGCUUUGGUGAUGACGCGCACUCUGACUCAUCGAUGACGUCAGUGCUGCACAGGUAUAACUGUGUUGGUGUGUUCGUGUGACGUCACGCUGAUAUAAUCGGUCACUUUUGGAACAGAUGUGUAUCUUUUGAUCGGCGUCUCCUUUGUUCUCUCGGGUGUUGCGUAAGACAUUCUUCAGCACAAUGAAGCGAUGCAACCCUUCCAGGCAGUCGGUGUUGAUUGUGUUAUGAAACCGACUGACAAGGUCAGGCUGAUGUGCUUCCUCUUCAGAAGGUUGCAAUUCAAUGUAAGGACCCGUGAGGCCAAAAGGGGUCAAACGACUUCAGGGACAGAGGGAGGAGAUCUUCAUUCAAUCAGCCCUGUAAUAUGUGCAUGAUUGAAUCUGCCAGUCUGUGUUUCCUUUUCCCAUUUAAAUGUGUGGAUCUCGCAUCAAUAACGUGAGUACACCUGAACGUUGUCGAGCUAGAGAGGAGAUGUGCUGCGUGUUGUUGUUGCUGUUGUUUUUCUUUUAAAGACUGGCCUUGAUGCUCAGACUCAGACAGGAGUCACGUGCGUCACUCUUUUUUUUACGAGUAAAGGCAUCAUGCUACUGUAACCCAAGCUAUUUCAUCUCUAAAAUGUCAUUAAAUAUCAAAAUGAUGCAGCUCAUGAUUCAUGAAUGAAACAUGCCGAUCUGCAAAUGUUCAAAGAAACGUCUGAUAAUCUAUUUUGUGUGUGUGUGUGUGUGUGUGUGCGUGUGCUCCAUUGGCCUUCUGUGCAUCUCCACUGGAUGCCGCUCUAUAUGGUUGACGUGUCACCAUGACAACAGAAGCGGGCUCUGAGACGGAGGUGAAGGAGAAAGCCGAGGAGUCAGCCGCUCAGCCCGACCAAUCGGAGAAGGCCCCGGGAGAGACCCAGGAAGUAGCCAACGCCGAGGGAGAGGAGAAGGAGAAAGAGGAGGGAAAAGGAAUAACUCGAUACCUGCCCACAUGGCUUAAGAAGCAGAAGUCUCAGAGCCAGACGUCACCGACCAAGGAGGCGCCCCCUACGGAGGAAGCCCAGAAAGACUCUGCCCCCGCAGUGAACGGUCACGCGGAGGAAGUGGACGAGAAGGAAGCAGACACUGAGCCGGCCAAGGAGGAGAAAGUGGACGAGAGCGCUGAGAAAAGUCCAGAGGAGACCCGGCUGACCGCAGAGGGAGCAGAGGAGCAGAAGAAGAAGGAGCAGCAGCAGCAAGGGGAGGUGGGAGGUGAAGAGGAGGGAGGAGGAGAAAAAGAAGGAGAAGGCGAAAGCGAAAGCAAGACCUCUAUUUUCCAGUCUCCUCUUCGCCUUGUGAGGAAGACCAAGAUGAAGCUGACGGCGUGUCACGUGGCCCUCCUGGAGGGGACCGACUUCUCCUGCGAGGUGGAGAAACGCGCCAAGGGCCAGUUCCUGUUCUUCAAGGUGUGUGAGCACCUCAACCUAAUGGAGAAGGACUACUUUGGACUCUCGUACACGGACAGCUAUGAACAGACGUGUUGGUUGGAUCCCACUAAGGAAAUCAAGAGACAGAUACGCAAUAACAACUGGCAGUUUGCAUUCAACGUCAAGUUCUACCCUCCUGACCCCUCACUGCUCACUGAAGACAUUACAAGGUACCUGUUGUGUCUGCAGCUCCGUGAAGAUGUGGCUUCUGGACGACUGCCGUGCUCCUUUGUCACUCACGCCCUGCUGGGCGCGUACACAUUGCAGGCGGAAUUUGGUGACCAUGAACCCGACCAGCCUCGGCCUCUGGACAACGUCGGUCAGCUGACCUUUGCGCCCAAUCAGAACAAAGAGAUGGAGGAAAAGAUUCUUGAGCUCCACAAGUCUCACAGGGGAAUGACACCGGCACAGGCCGACGUCCAGUUUCUAGAAAAUGCCAAGAAGCUGUCCAUGUACGGGGUGGACUUGCACCAUGCCAAGGACUCUGAUGGCGUGGACAUCAUGCUGGGCGUGUGCGCCAACGGGCUCCUGGUUUACAAAGACCGGCUCCGGAUCAACCGCUUCGCUUGGCCCAAGAUCCUCAAGAUUUCGUACAAGAGGAACAACUUCUACAUUAAGAUCAGACCAGGAGAGACGGAGCAGUUUGAGAGCACGGUGGGAUUCAAACUCCAGAACCAUCGAUCCGCCAAGAGGCUGUGGAAAACCUCCGUGGAGAAUCACAGUUUCUUUCGGUUGACGGUACCGGAACAACCCGCCAAGGCCCGCUUCUUGACUCUGGGCUCCAAGUUCCGCUACAGCGGGCGAACCCAGGCCCAGACCCGCACGGCCAGCUCCCUCAUCGACCGCCCCGCGCCCAACUUCCAACGCACCUCGUCCAAACGUAUCAGCCGCAGUCUGGAUGGAGCACCAAGGAUCAGCAUCACUGAAGCUACGUCUGAGAACGGACGGGAGUCGCACCUGGAUCUCCACUCUGACUCUAAGGUUAAGGAGGUGGACUUGAGCCCUGCGGAAGCCACGCCCACCCAGAGUCCAAUGAGAGUGCAUGGGGACAAUAUUUAUGUGAGGCACAGUAAUUUAAUGUUGGAGGACCACGAUAAGACCCAGGAAGACGUUCUGAAACACCAAGCUAGCAUUAGCCAGCUAAAGCGCUCCUUUAUGGAGGCUCCGCCUCCCUCUCCUCCGCAGCGCAACCAGUGGGAGAACCGCAUCACCUCCUCUCCCGCCACAACGAUACGUAUCCAACAGCAAGCGGAGAGUGUGCCCCAAGCGGAGGCAGCAGCAGCAGCAGCUGGUAACGACGCGACCUCCGAUACCAAAGAACCUGCGAAGACAACAGAAGUUGAAAUCGAAGAAACCGUUGUCGUCCAAGAGGUUUCCAUAGCGCCCAAACCUGGACUUGUCACGGUUACGGCCGCCCCCCCCGCGGAGCCGCCUGCCGAGCAGGAAACACGAGAGCAGGAAGUGACUGUCCAAAAGGAAGUAGUGGUAGAGGAGGAAGUGAAAGCGGCAAAGCGGGAGAGCGUUUCAUCUGAGAGCGAGAGUGAGGAAGAAGCGGAGUACCAUCCCAAUGUUUCCAUCUGCCACACUCAAAUACCAGAGGAGGAGGAGGAGGAGCAGCAGAAGGAGGAAGAGGUCAAGAUGACGGAGCAGGACGCGACGGCUCCGGACGCUCCUUCCCUUCCAGCUGAAGUCAGCCAACCCGUAGAAGCGACCAGUCGAGAGGAAGAGGAGUCCAGGAACGAGGUCGCAAAGGAGGAGGAGGAGGAGGAGCAGGAGGCUGAGAAGAAUGCAAAGGGGGAGGGAGAAGCUGAGCGGGAGGCGAAGGAGAGCGCCGAUGGUCCGUCGAUGGCGCCCGCCGAAGCCCCGAACGGUCACGCCGAGCCGGAGGAGAGCGAGACUGAGACGGGCGCCCCCAAGGAGGAGGAGGAGGAGGAGGAGGAGGAGGAGGAGCCCAAAGUGAAUGGAGAAGCCUCUCUGUUUGAAGUGGAGCACCGGCCACAGGUUAUUUGUUGCUCUGAGCCACCUGUGGUAAAGACAGAAAUGGUGACUAUAUCAGACACGUUUGCCGCCCAGAAAACCGCGAUAGCGACAAAAGAAGUGCCCAUCGUACACACGGAAACCAAGACCAUCACAUACGAAGCCGCACAGCUGGAUGGGAGCGGCGAUGGCGAGCCGGGAGUGUUGAUGACUGCUCAGACAAUCACCUCUGAAUCUCUGUGCACUACCACAACUACACACAUUACCAAGACGUUAAAGGGCGGCCUAUCAGAGACGAGGAUCGAGAAACGCAUCGUCAUCACUGGCGACUGUGACAUCGACCACGACCAGGCUCUGGCCCAGGCCAUUAAGGAGGCCAAAGAGCAACACCCUGACAUGUCUGUCACCAGAGUGGUGGUUCAUAAAGAAACUGAGCUGGCCGAGGAGGAGGAUUGACUGAACUCAGAGUUGAAGAGCCCAUCGUGACAUCGUUCUCCGUUGACGUUGAACGACCUCCAUCACUUCACGACAACCGACCUUGACUGAUCAAAGAGAAGGAGGCGAAGAAGGAGAAGACAAAUGGGAGAGAAGUUGCCAAUCUCUUCCCAGUGGGUUUUUCUUACAUGUCUGUGGUGCGUCUAAAAACCCUCUCCAAAAAACCAAGAAAGAAAAAAAGUAACGUCCCCUCUCUCUCCGGGGGAACCAAACAGAACCACUUCGUUAGCGUAAUAUUUUUAGCGUGUUUCUAUUUUUUAAUUGUGUUUUUGUUUUUUUUACAAAAUAAGCUCUAGUGCAGGUGACGGCAUAUGGCUCCAAGACAAUUUUGAGUUGAGAAAAAAAAGAUCUCCGCCCGCCACUCUGUAAUUUUCUCUAUCGCGCCAGAUUACAGCAGAAGUAAUGUCAGGUCCUUUUCUUAAAGACGUCUUUGUUCUUUUAUUAAACUAAACGUCUGUUAUUGAUCGUCUCUAACCAGCAGCAUGUCACUCUGUCUCUAGUGUCGCGUUAACACUUCUCGGCUCUCCGUCUCGCGCGCUGCAGAGCUCCGAUGCCGACGUGUGCGCGCGCAUCGGAGCAAAGAAAAAGUCACCUGCACCCCCUCCCCCCGUAGCAUCAUGCAGCACCAGAAGUCGCAUUACAAUUAUACGUUCAAAAUACGAUAUGGCUCUCAAUGAAAUAUAUUUGGAAAUAUUUGGCUUUUAUGGCUCUCCCAGUCCAAAAGGUUCCUGACCCCUGCUCUAGUGUGUCCGUCGUGUGUUUCUAACUUUUAAGCUGCGGGAACGCACCGGUGACCGAUCCCGAUGAGAUACAGGCUGAACGUGAUUAUUGUUAUGAACUUUUUCUUCAUCAAUUAACAAGAUGCAGUUGAUCUGAAAGCAUUUUAAUAAACAUUAUCAUCGUCAAAAUGUAAUGAAUUAGCAGCUGAAGGUUUUGUACUAAAGUGUUAUCGGUAUAUUCCUAAAAGGACAUUAUUACAUUAUUAUUAAAUUACAGCUCCCUCCCUCACUUUUAACUACGGUGUAAAUGGAGGAACAUAAUAUAAAAACGGUAAUUUCUAAAUUGUCGGGACGGCAGGAAACAAAGACACGACCUUGAUUUUAUUUAUUUUUAAAACUUUUUCAAAGCGUAACAAAUUCAAACUAAUUAAAGUACAUUCGCAGUCAGAUGAACAUUUUCACAUUUUAUUACGAACAGUUACAGGAAUCGUGGAUCUGUGACUACAAAUAUGGCAUAAAAAAAAAAUCAACCGUUUUUUUUAUUGUUAUGACUAUGAUUUCUGUAAGUUUAGUUAUGAUUCAUCCACAUUCGGUGUGUGUGGACUAGCGGCUCGGUGGGUUCAUUUUCGGUUCUGUUCACUUUUUACUCCACGAAGAGAAAACAUUUGACCGUUUACAGGCUGAACGCGCUCCAGAGGCCAAAUGUUGCAGGUGGAAUUAAUUCCUCGUGAUAUAUUUGUACGUUUUACUGAGUUUUUAGAUUUAAACAUCACUAAACGGUCUGAAAAUGAACCGAUUUGAGUACACAGCCGUCGGGUGGGAGCAGUCGCGGAUCGCUCUCCCUGGGCCCGCCCACUUUACCACACUAGCCACUCCCAUUGGGCCACAGGGAGGCACGGGAGCAGUAAACUUGGCUCCUGAUUGGGAGAGAGGACGAGUGACCUGAAGCAUUACUGGGAGAUGGAGGCGGAGCCAACUUGGGAGUGAAGACCAUUUUAAUGCAUGUCGCAUGUCACUCGUUAGCUUUGCAUCCUGAGUUUUAGUUCAAGCCGUUUUGAUAUUCUCGGGUCGAUGUUUAUGACACCAUUAAAGCACGGGCGCCAACACGAGGGCAGAGCGGCCGGACAACACCGUGUCCGUCACUCAGCAGGGCGAGGUUUCUUUCCGGUUUGUCGUCACACUUCAGCGCAAUAACUUUACUCCCAGUUUCUUUACACACCACAAACACCUCCUGGUCACCACGACAACCGGGAUUAACCGUUCAGCACGUCUUCACGCGUCUCAUAUCCUGAGCGAGUCUAGCUAGAUCCGGCGCGUCCACACGAGAUCUAAUGGAAUCUAUGUUUUCAUUCAUUUUUCCGUGUCCUUUUUACCCAAAUGUUCCACGUCGAGAUGCGACUCUGUGUAAAUAUCGGCGGCAUUAAGUGAGUUACGACGAGGCGCUUGGCCUAACGUAUUAAAAUCGACCAAAAAACUAAAUAAAAAACCUGCAUUUGUCUGAAAUCGGACCUGCGUGUGCCGCAGAGUGAACACAUUCCACCUACAGCCGCCUCCAGGACUCUGAGGCAUUUUGAAUUGGGAGUAAUUUAUCGAGGAAAUACUAACGCGCAGUCCUCCACAUGUUGAAACGGCUCGCACCAGUUCAAGGCUUUCCUUCUGGACGGUGGUCGUCAUGGCCGCCCUGACCCGACCUCUACUAUGCAUUGAAAUCACAUUCCAGAAGAGGGGGAGCUGUGGCCUCCUGCAAAGAGAGACGAGGCAGCAGUACAGAGGCACAUUUUAAACACGGCGUGCAGCGGGAGGCAUCUUUGGAAGCUUCUGCCGUUCCAAGAAAACAAAACAACACUUUUAAAAAUAGCAUCGGUUACAUCACAUAUGGUUAUAUUAGUAGAUUUUCUGAUAACUUGUUGUCUUUUCUCUGUGAUCUUGUCGCGGAAAGUUGGGAUUACCUGUGCGCCCGCUCGGUUAUUUCAUUUCAUUUUCGACAUAAUGUAUAAACACUACUUGUAUCACCAUUUCAUUUGUUUGGUACCAUCAGCUGCGUGUUCGACCUCUUGUCGAGGGGUCCGUUUCAACCAAUCACAGGAGCUCUGAGAGCGGGGGGGGAGGGGGGGUCGGUUUUCCAAAAUGUUGACUUUUAGUCAAGUAGGAAGAAAAAAGAAAGAAGGAAAACAAACUUCCCGUCAUUUUAAUUCCGAUAAGAGAGACGACACAGAGCGGUUAACCGUGGCAACUCGACAACAUCGCCCGAGGCAACCGAUGAUGAAACCGUCAGGGGUCUCGUCAUUAUGGGUAAAAAAAACACAAUAAAAAUAAAAAAUACAUUUAUUGCCAUUACCUUCGAUUCAAUUAAUAAUAUAUCCGUCUUGUUUGAGAUCUUCUUCUUCGGUUACACCUCAGGCUCCGGACCGCAGAUGAAGUUAAUACCAGCAACAUUUUGUAUUUCAGAGACUUCAAACUUAAAAAAUUAACUUUAUACAAGAAACACCUUUUUGGAAAACCACCCACAGCCGCCUCAGCGUUUCCUCUCUAGCCAGCCAAUGACCACUGGUGGGGCGUGUCUAUAGCAGCUUACAUGUCUUGUGUCCCCCCCCCCCCCCACAGCCACUCCUCCCCUGUGUAACACUGUUUAAAUAAAGGAUUGUUAUACUCUGAAA